Messenger RNA from Zea mays, 3024 nucleotides. RefSeq names its product Ribose-phosphate pyrophosphokinase 4. The transcript is spliced from 8 exons. Bases 1065 to 2459 code for a protein of 464 amino acids. Lineage: Eukaryota; Viridiplantae; Streptophyta; Magnoliopsida; Poales; Poaceae. Gene Ontology annotation, molecular function: protein binding. The record is from RefSeq and is a predicted model, not a curated record.
UUGAUUUUAACGCAGAUUCGCCCCAGUUUCUCUGAAACGAAGUAGACAGCCACCGUCUUCCCGGGCCACGGCGAUCAUCACCGCCGCGGCGCCGCCCAUAUCGACAGCAGAGCCGCUCGCCCAGUAGCCUCACCUCGCCCGCGCUUGUGGCGGCCAUGGAGGACUACCCAGAGGAGCUGCGGACGCCGCCGGUGUCGCUCGUGUCAAUCGUGGGGUGCCCAGAGCUGCACCCCUCGAUCUCGGCGGCACUCAGCUCCCAGCAGCCGCCCAUGAAUACUCUGGCCCUCCCCGACUUCGCCAAGGUCUCCAUCCUGGCCCGCAGCGGUAAGCCCCGCGACCCUCUCGCACCGCCGCACCCCCCCGCGGGAAUCCUCAAGAAGGACUGGCUCCUUAAACACCGCACCCGUGCCCCGGCCGCCGUCGCCGCGCUGUUCCGUGCUGACCAGGUCUCCGACGAUCCUGCCCAGUGGCUCAAGGCCUGCUCCGAUCUCGAAAACCUCAAGUAUGUUGCGUUGUUGAUCCCAAAUUGACUUCGCGCGGUCAGAGAUUUAGUUACGAGUCUUAAGAUGCUAAUGUACAACUUAUCAACCACUUGGGAACUAGGAAGCACCACCCACACUUUAUUGGCAGCAGCUAGUAGUAUAACCGAAGUUGGCGGCAAGUGAUUUUUGUUUGUCGCACAGGUCUGCAAUUCAGAGGAAAAACACUAAAUUAUUGGUGGUCCUUGUGCAGGCUCAAGCUAGUGAUGAGUUAAGUGAGGAUGUAACGGUUGCCCUGAGGAAACGUGCGGAAAUCGAUUCCAAUCACUUGGUUGUGUUGGUUGAGCACGAUGAAGCAGAAUGGAACAGAUCUCUGAACAAAUUGAAGAGUGUGUUUGCGGAGUUAUGUGUAGCAUUCUAUAAAGAGGAAGGGCUAAGGAUAAAGGCUCGCAUUGAGAAAUUUUUUUUGCUUCUGUCGAGCUGAGCAUCCGGUACUGCUUCAAGGUUGCUAUUUAUGCGGAGUUUAGAAGGGAUUGGCCAGAAGCAUUGAAGUUCUAUGAGGAAGGUGUUCGUGUUUUGCGUGAGAUGAUUGGAACUUCGACAAGGUUGCCUCCAACCCAACGCCUAGUUGAGAUAAAAGCAGUUGCCGAGCAAUUUCACUUUAAGAUAUCGACCUUGCUACUUCAUGCUGGGAAAGCGGUAGAAGCAAUCACAUGGUUCCGUAAGCAUAUCAGAAGCUAUGCACGGGUUCUUGGAACACCAGAAGUUGCUUUUCUUCACUGGGAAUGGUUUAGCCGGCAGUUCCUCGUCUUUGGUGAGUUGAUAGAAACAACAUCUACAACUAUUCCAGAUACAUUAUCUCCUAGAUUUGGCACUGCAGACUAUGGAUUGACUGAGUGGGAAUUUCAGCCAGCAUACUACUAUCAGUUAGCGGCAACUUACUUGAGAGAGAAGAGGUAUGCCAUCGAAUGUUCAUCAUCAAUGGCUAAUCUUACAACAGAAGUUAAUGGAGUACCUGAGUCAGUAAUGCCUUCUGUAUAUGUUGGCCAAUAUGUGCGCUUGUUUGAGCAAGGAGAUACAGUUAGUAUACUACCCCUUUCUGAUACUGAAUACACCAGCUAUGCUUUGUCAGAAGCUGAAAGAUUUCAAGAUUCUUAUGAGAUAAUAGCACUGUUCAGAAAAGCUUAUGAAUCAUUUCAGAGCCUAGGUGCUACAAGAAUCGCUUCUGUCUGUAGCGGUGGAAUGGCCAUGGAAUAUUAUGCAGCUGGGGAUUUUAGCAAUGCAAAACAGCUUUUUGAUAAUGUUGCUGGUCUGUACCGCAAAGAGGGUUGGACCACUUUGCUCUGGGAGAACCUAGGAUACUUGAGAGAGUGCUCAAUGAAACUUAAUUCCCCAAAGGAUUUUAUCAGUUAUUCCCUAGAGAUGGCUGCAUUACCAUUAUUUUCUCGUAGUGAAGAGGAAAAUCGAGAAAACAAAAUUAAGAGUGGGCCUGCAGGUUCCCCUACCAUUUCCAGGAGAGAGAAUAUACAGCAGGAAGUUAUUAAUGUUUUGGAAAGAAAUCAGUCAUCAGAGGGAACCGAUGAUGGAUUUAAUAAUGCGAUGGAAGAAGUUACUCACCUUGAUAUUGAUCAGAUAAGUUCGCUAAGAAUGGUACUUACUACGUCUGUUGCUUUUCUUGAUCAAUCUGUAAAACCUGGUUCACCUUUGCUUGUCAGCGUGUCACUCUUAUCUCAUCUUCCUUCUCCAGUUGUGGUUGAUCAGUUGGAGGUUCAAUUCAAUCAAUCUGACUGUAACUUUGUGAUACAUAGUAGACAGGAAGAUUCUCCUCCUUUCUAUUCAAAUUUGCAUGACCAAGUUGUUCAAGAUACUUCUCUUACACUCUUCACCAAUAGAUGGAUGCGGUUGACACAUGAAGCAAAAUCAGAGUGGAAAACUAGAAUGUUUGUCUGUGAAGGCGACAAUAAAAAAAAUGCCUUGUGAUUUGCUGCCACGCUGAAAGCCCUGCUUCCAUGGAAGACUUCCCAUUAUGGAAAUUUGAGAACCAAGUGGAGACAUUGCCCACAAGGGACCCUCUGCUCUUGCCUUUUCUGGACAGAAACUUAUUCAAGUUGAAGAGCCAGAUGCUCAAGUUGACCUUGUCUUAAAUUCUGCUGGCCCAGCUUUAGUUGGAGAAUUAUUUACUGUACCGGUGAGCAUAGAGUCAAAAGAGCAUGCAGUCCAUUCUGGUGAGCUGAAAAUUAACCUCGUUGAUGCCAGAGGUGGUGGUAUGUUGUUGAGUCCAAGGGAAGCGGAAGAUUCUGAAAGUCACCAUGUUGAACUUCUUGGUGUCUCAACUGUGUCCGAGGACAAAGAGUCGAAGGAAGAGGCCGAUAGCAUAAGAAAUAUCCAGUAUUCAUUUGGGGUUAUAUCUGUUCCCACAUUGGGUGUGGGUGAUUCCUGGUCGUGCAAACUAGAAAUCAAACGGCAUCGAGCAAAAUCAGUCAUGCUUUAUGUUUCACUUAUAGUGUGUUUGGUUUGAGGAAUAAAGUGAUUCAUCUUCUUCUCA